GCAGCGGCGGCGGCGGCAGCAGAGUGAAGGCUUGUUCCUUUAAGGGUGGUGUCAGCGGCAGUCAGAGGAGGAGGAGUGUGGCUGUCUCCGCUCACUUCUCCACAGCGAGGGGACUCCGAGAAUAAACAAUUCCCACAGACAAACGCUCCUCACCUCCGCUCGCUCUCAGUCGCAGCGCAAAUAAUAAUAACAAUAAUAAUAAAAUAGAAAAACCGAGGCAUUUUUACGGACUAAAUUUUCAUUUUUUAUUUUUUAUUUUUUAAAGGCUGCCUCGCCAUUUCUGUUUCCUGCCAAAAGUGUCGCGACCGUUUUCAUUGGAUUUUGCCUUGCUCCUGUCGAAUAAUAACGAUGCGCCUCUCCGGCUGACUGUGGGGUGGACAACGCAGGUAGGGGAUCUGCGUUCCGUAGACGAACGCGCUGUCAUGUCUGAUUUCUUAUUAUUGGUGGCUAUUAUCGCUGGGCUGGGGAAUAGAAGAAAAAAAAAAAAAAAAACACGGACGCGCAUAUGGCGAGCCUUGUAGUAGAUUAUGUGUUAUUUUGUCGAGCGAGGGGUGGGAAAGGUUGUUUGCGUGUCGCACGGCGGCCAGAGGCGCAUAUGGAUAUAGCGCUGAAAACGCUGCAUAACGAAGAAGUGGAGAAUAAACCUGGGCUGUGUGCGCUGCUCCCCUUUCAGCCCACGGUCCUUUUAAUCAUAGCGGUGGCCUCUUGUUUUCCACGGCGGCAUUAUGAUCUGUAAAUCUGGCCUACAGUGGAGACAUCUCCCUGUAAAUGUUGCUGAAUUGCCGUUAUUAAUUACCACUGUGUGCGCGCCUACCGCCUCUGAAUCUGACCAAACACUCCGGCUAAUUGUCUAAGUGGAUUUUCGGCUACUGUACCGCUACUGUCACCCUGUCCGACCAUACCAACACUGAAUGGCCGAUGUCAGCCCAGCCAUUUAGGUGCGUUUAAUAACAGUAGCCUGCUCUCUUUCUGCCGUGGCGCUCCUACUUGUAACGUUACUACGCGCAGUACAGUUGAUCACGUUGGACCAGAAACGGCACACAGCCUCAUAUCCCUCACAGUCUCGCAGUAGUUUUAGCAGCACCAAUGGGAAACGCGUUACAGUGGCAAGAGUCUGUGAAUUCCAGUCACCCGGUGCUGCUCCUUGAACACAUCUUGAAGGGUUUGAAUGAACCCCCCUCCAGGCCUCGAAAAGCAUCCAAAUUGUUAUAAGUUGAAUCACAAAUGAGGUUUUCUCAGGGUGUCUAGACAACAGCUUUCUCCUGGAGCGUGGGGCUAUCUGGUGACACAUGCUCUGGGUCUGAAAUGGUGCUGUUAGAAGAGUUUGUUUAGCACUGGUGUGGCUGUGGUUGCAGUAGCGCUUGGCAGGGGGGUGGGGGUGGGAGGGGGGACAGGGACAGGGACGGUGGCACUAGCCCAUGAGCACAUACAAUAAACACAGCGUGGGCGAAGUUUGUUAAUUGUUUCAUAGCAAUGUUGCUACAACAAUUCUGCAAGGCAAGGCAACAUUCGGCCCUUAGAACGCUGUGAAGAGCUGUGAUCUUGGUUCACAUUUUUUUCUUUUUUUUUUAAUAAUCCUAAUUAAUAGUCAUUUAGUUUUGUCUUAUUACCUAACGCACCUCUGAGUAUGUCCACUGCCCGGUCUCCCUGGAUGCAUACCAGUUCAGUCUUCAGACCAAAUACACAGUUGGUCGGUUGCAGCCUGUCACAUCACUGUGUCAUCAUCUCAGAUAUGUUUUGAUAGAUUCCAAAGACUUCCGUGUUUUGUUUUUUUUUUGUUGUUUUUUUCUUUCCCCGAGUGCCAGGGAAGCAUUUUGACUGGCCUACGUGUAGGUGUUCCUCUUUUCUGAAACACCCGAUCGUUGGACUUUGGAUCGGUGUGGAGGUAAAAGGUUGGGGGCAAAAGUUUUUCUGCGAGUUACAGGAAAGAGGGCAGAGUACACCUUCAGUUCGGGUUGUCAAAGGGCAAUUUGCAAAGUGUCCCUGAAGCAAUGUGUUUGUGUGUCGUAACAGAAGACUUAAAUACAGAUUUGGUCAAUGUGCUGCCCCUCAUAGAACCACUGUCAUUUGCGCUUACCAUCUCAAGCAACGCGAAGAACAGUCUUUACUUUUUAAAAGCCUUCUAAACACUGUGUGUGUCUGGGGGUCUGCCUUUUAGCCUUUCUUUUGUCAAACAUUUAAGCUGCUUAAUUAUUUGACCUGAACUUACACAAGAUGUUCAAGGUAGUUCAGCUCGUCCUCUGAGCGCAGAUAACCAAAACCUCCACAUUUAUGACCCAACUUUCAGAGUUGCGCCUUUGAAGUACUUUUGUUUGAGUGGUCUUGCCUGUGCGCUGUAACUCAAAGGAUCCUCUGUAUUGGAUUUAGCUUGAUUUGACUGAGCCAUCUGCUAUUGUCCAGGGAGCUGCUGUUGAGUGAUGUGCAGUAGCCUGCAACAGAACCAGAGGACAUUCAAAUGGCCAAAUGCAAAUGAUGUCGAGGCUGCUGAACAGUCACAAGACUGUACUCUGCACUUUUUCUCCCUUGUCCGCUGGCCUCCUUUCAUUACGAGAAAUCUUAUCUGCCAUCUGAACGCUGCUGCUGCUGCUGCUGCAUGAAAGUGACAUGUUUUGAUAUGUGUGUGCGGUCGCGCUUAUGCAGGUGUGUGCUGCACAUCUCUUUUGAAGCAAGUGAUUACACAAUGGCACUGCUCAGUGCUACUUUUUGACUUUGUUUUCUCCUUUAAAUAAUGUGAUGUAAUGUAGCAUCUUUUUUUUUAUUAUUAUUAUUAUUUUGUUUAUACAAGAUGAUGCCACGGAUACAGGAGCGCCUGCCCGGGGCCCCCCCUCUACAGACAUCCUCUCCAACUGCUACCACUGUGCCAGCUCAAACCUCACUGUUUGUAAAUCUGUCACUCACAAUAGCAUGAGACACAGGGCAGACGAAAUGGAGGGUGGCAUUCUGCUUUUUGAUUGCUCAGAUACUCAGCGGAAUAAAAAAAAAAAAAAAAACAAGAAUAAAAAAAAAAAACAAGCCCAAACUAAUGUGCAAUCUUCCAGAACAAGUGUCAUGCAUUUACUGCAGAGUUUUUGAUUUAUUAUAGACCUGGGAGAUGCCCAGCACUUGUGCUGUUGGCCACCGAACAUUGUUCAAGGGCACUUUGACAGUAGAUGUUGAGGAAUAGAGGUGCAUUUCUCAUCUACUUACCGGCCCAUACUUUGUCAGCCCACUGAGGAUUCAUACCAGAGACCUUUGGGCCACAAGCUCAUUUCUCUAAUUGUUUGGGCUCCAUAAUAUUGGCGUGGAGCAUGCAUUAAGCCAAAUCAUUUAUUGUUCCGUUUGCUGUUUGUUUAUUCAGUAGACACUCUAAUGAUAAUAGUCAGUAGCGCUGCUGUUAUUGGACAGAGAUUUACGCCGCAAUAAUUAUGUUGUAAAUUUCACAGCGGGAUUGAAACAUUUAUCUCAAAUUAACAAGACAAAAGUCGGCGUUGAUCGGUUUUCACUCCCUCACUAUUAGAGGGUGUUAGUCCUUGUCCUCCGUACCUCUUAUCUCUCGCUGGAUUUCACAUACCCACGCUCUCGCUAUCACUUCUGGAUACCUCAACGGGGCCAGACUGCAUAAAAUUGGAAAAGAAGCUGUCUUGGAAUAGUUAUGAUGAACACUAGGCUAAAAUGUCACAGCUUGAGUGAUUAAAGUGUAAACAUAAACAGACCGGUGCAUCAACUCAUGCCAAGAAAAUGUAAUAAAAAUAUUAGAUUCAGACACUGAAACUCCAACCGGAGCGGCGCUGCUCCAAGCCAAGCGUAAGUUCGUUUAGCAGAUGCAUAAACGGGGGCACGGAAACAUUAGUUCUUUCGUGAUCUGAGCGUUGUUUUUAGAUUAUUCCGUCAGAAUACUCUGCCACUAGAAUGCUUACUGAGUGAAACUACACCAGAAAACACUUCAUAAGUUAAAGUGAUAUUAUGGUGUGUGCGUUUUUGGUGUAUUCCCGCUGCUAGUGUUUUAGCGAGCCCUCUCAGUCAUACAGCCACCAUCUCAUCCAGAGACAAUCACUCGGCGCUGCUGUCAUGACAAGAAUGCAACCAAAGUCAAUGGGGCUCAUUUUGAUGACAAGGCAGGAACGGCUAAAUGCUGCUUUACAGCCUUUGCCUCCUGGAUGCAGGGUGGAAUGACGAAAUGUGUGCAAGAAAGAUUGACUCCUCCUCUGCAACCCCUGCAAGCUAUACCAGCCAGCGCUCAUCUGUUGAAUGACUCCCCUCCCACCUCCUCCCCCUCCACCCUCACCUCCAGCUCCACCCCUCCGCCUUCACCUUGGCCUUGGCGCGACGGCAUGGCCCUUCAAUUAUCCCCCCCCCUCCUCCCCGAUUGAUCGCUGCUGAUUGCAGUUGCUGUGAAUUAUUUAGACUUUGCUGGAAUUGUUCGCUAAAUGGGACGGAGGCUGAAAGAGCGAGAUAUCGCGGGUCAGAUAAAUUGCGCGGCGCCCACGUGAAACAUCGGCCCCUUUCAGAAAACAACAGCUGUGGAAGCCUAACUGUGCCGAUCAAUGAGGCCGAGCAGGGAAACGGCAUCGAAUCAGCUCGUGCCGUGGCAACAAAGCUACCAGCUCAGCACCAAAAUCUCCACCCGCUCCCCUCUGAUGCGUGCCGUGGAGUCGCAGGCCUCUUGGGUGAUGUGAGAGGAGCUGACUCUUUUACUGGCCGGGUUGGUGCGGUCGCAGCCGAGGAGUGGAGUGGAACUGACUCCGUCCCUCCAUCCACCUCCCCUCCCCUCCUCCUCCUCCUCCCCUCUCCUCCUCUCCUGUCUCUGUGUGCCUCUCCUGCUCCUAUAGCAGAGCUGCUGCCCUGAGGCUGUAGAGGUGCAGUAGGAAGGUUUCUCUACCAUUGUGGCGAGAGUGCAGCCAGGAUGCUGCAGUCAGACGAGGGGAAAGUCUCUGCUUUGCCACAAGCAGGCCAAUGUCACAGGCGUGAUAGAGUGGGCGGGCUGCAAGGGGAAUGAGGACAGACGCUCGCAGAUAGGAGGCAUCGGCCUGCGUGCGCAUGUGAUGGGGAACGUCUGCCUUGUUUUCAUACAGAGGAAUACACGGGAUGCGUGCGGCAGAUACUUAUCAUAGCCUUUGUUGGGAUUGUUAAGCCGCAACAGUUAGAGGAUACGCGUGAUUAAGUCUGCGAUAAUGUAGCUGUUGAUCUCAAGCUUCAUUGCAAACAUGGAUUCACGUGAGCCUCCGUCAUGCCUCACUCAAAUAGCUUCUGACAGGCAUCAGACAAGGCCACUGCACCUUGUGUACUAAAUGCUAUUUAUGCCGCCUCUAAAAUCUAUUACAGCGAAGGUCCCUGGCGUGGUCUGAGGAGCCUAAGGGUUUGAACAGUGGGCCACAAAAGUCCAGAGACUGAGGCUGACUGUUAUUCAACUGUGUCUUAUUUUAACCAGGUUAUGUGUGCAGGGGAGAAGCUGGGGCUAAGUGAAAAUGCCACUCAUUCCUGAAGAGUCCCUGGCCUCGUCAAGGUCCCCAUGUGAGAUCUGCAAAGCUGAAAGGCGCCACUGACAGAACCACAGCCAAGCCUUAGGACAGACAUCCCAAACAUCCACAGCCACGGAAUGUGUCAACAUCUUUGUGGUGAAAUCCUGCUGACUCCUCACUUGCUACUCACAUAAGCCUAGAGCUGGACCUUCUGGGAUCCUACAGUGUUUAAAGGCAUACAACAAUGCCUGGGAGGCUGACCUGCCCCAGAUUGCUUCCUACCAUGGAUGCUGUUUCCCCAUAGUGCUGACUGUGCCCACUUCAGAGAGGGAACACAUCCAGCUAGUGUAUCGUUCAGUCCCCUUUUAGACUCACUAGCUGUAAUAGCCUGCCCUGUUUUUGUUAUUUAGGAAGUACAUGCCACUGUCAUCCAGAUGACCUAGUGGACAUUUAUUUCCCAGUAGCAUUGCUGAGCCAUACGAGGGGAUCCUAGUAUUGAACAUGACUCAUGGGGAGGAGCCUGGCCCUGAGACACACAAGGAUUCAGCUGUUCUAACUUAUCUGGAAGGUUUACUGAUGCAUCCAGUGGUGGCCGGGCCUGGGGCCACGCCGAGCGGGAGGUCUGAGGCUGCCCACAGCAAUCAAGAACAGGUGGACAAGGUGGGUGGACCCUUCCAACUGCCCAACCAUGGCCCAACAGCUCCUAAAGCUGGAACCAACGGGCCCACACUAGGUUCUUCGCAGCACCUAAAGAAGGCCCGCUUACUGCGCUCUGGAGCCUGGAAUGAUCCAGGGAACCAACGGAUGAGUUCACCCCCAGUGGAGCUGAAUGGCCAAGUGGGAGGCCUGCAAAAUGGAGCACUGGAGGGAUCUCCUCAUGCUGGAGAGAGCACCCUGUUGGCUUCUCUGCUUCAGUCAUUCAGCUCACGCCUCCAGAGUGUGGCAAUGUCUCAGCACUCUAAUAAGUCCCCCAGUGAGUGUUCCUCUCCUUCCAAGGCACCACCAGCCGACAAAGAGCCACUUCCUGUAUAUGGGACAGCCUCAAGCCGCUUGAAGGGCCUAAUGAGGAAGAGCAAACUUCAGAAUCACAGUAAUACACCUUACAGUCGCCGGGGCCACAGCCAGGAUAGACCCCCAGAAUCACCUCGGUCAGCACACAGCGCCACACCCCCUGCUGCUCCUACAUCAGCUGAAUCAGUGUCCUGUGCAGAACGUCUAAAGGCGGUGGCCAACAUGGUGAAAAUCCGUUCUAGUCCAGCACCUUCCCCCAAGCCCAGUGUGGCCUGCAGUCAAUUGGCCCUGCUGCUAUCAAGCGAAGCCCAUCUCCAGCAGUAUUCCAGAGAGCAUGCACUCAAAGCCCAGCUCUCAGGAAGAUCUGCCAGCGAGAGACUAGCUGCCAUGGCAAACCAACAGCAUGGCCAGGACAAAAGGCCACCUAGUGUGGGAGGGACUCUGCCUGGAGCUCCAGACACACUAAGCUCCUUAACAACCCAAAAUGGAAUGACAACAACAACCACAAUAACAACGACAGCACUCCCUCGAACAGCCCUGUCAAGUCCACAGAGUCCCUCUUUGCUGCGUGGCCACAGCCAAAGCUCACCCCCCACGCCCCCACGUGCUCCAAGUCACACUCACAGUCAGCCACCUAGGGAGAAGCGAGGCUUUGACUCACGUCCAACUCGCCCCCCUCAAACGUGUAGCAGCUUGCUGCUUCUACUACUGAACAACCACAACAACCAAAAGCAGCUGACUAAGAAUGGACACCUGGAGGACAGCUGUGGCAUUCUGCCACAAAGUGGCUCUUCUUCAGUCACAUCAGACAGUGAAUGCUCCAUCCAGGAGAGGAGCAUCACCAAGGACAGCAGUGAUGCAGAGAGUUCCUACUCGAGUUGUUCUCCCAUUGACCUAUCUAUGAGAAGCCGUGUCAAUAUACAAGACACUAGGCCAAAAACUACAACGCCCUCCUCCUCCUCUUCCAACUCUUCCUUCACUUCUUCCACCACAGUGUUUUCCUCCACCCCAGUUGCAUUCUCUCCUCGCGCUUGUGCUCAGACCUCCACCAUAACUUUUUCCCCAUCUCCUACUGUUGUCUCCUCCGUGUCCACGGCUGUUUCUUCAUCUUCUGCUUCUUCUAUCUCUACCUCCUCCUUGGACAAACUAACAGAAUCUUUAAUAAACAAGUGGAAGCCAGAGCCAUCAGGAUCAAGGGUGACCAAGAACAAGGAGCCUGAAAUGAGUUCAGACCUAAAAUCCCAUCCUAAGGUCACACUUAUGCAGCUCCUUCUUGAGCGCAGAAAUAAUGAGAUGGUUAAUAAAAGCAUCGGUAACCAGGAUUUGCCACUUGACAUAACUAUGGCCACCAUGUCUCAAAGUCAGCAAAAGGGACUGCUGCCUUGGGAAGAGACGAGGACAAAAAGCCCUAUAGAUAGGCCUGUAGCCCCAGCCCAGACCCACUACUCACAGUGUCAUGACACAAGUGGCGCUCUAUCCCCGUAUUCUUAUCCCUCCCCUCAUGUCCAGUCCAGCCCAUUGGAUUUGUGUAAGUCUAAAACCUUUCCUGCAGAAAAAGCGUCAGAGCCUGCCUUCAGUGCCAGCAAACUGUUACAGAAUCUGGCUCAAUGUGGCACAGCUUCUUCUUCCCCUCCCAUCCCCUCUGGCAAGGGGCUAAGCCAGGAGCUUGAUACCAGCAGGCCCCUCGCUCUUUUGGAACGGCUCAAUGCUCCAGUCCACAGGGCCACCACCACUCCACUCUCAGAUGGAGCGUCUGGCAGUGGUACACCUUUCAGCCGGAAGGAGGCUUCUCCUCCAUCACAAAUUGAGAAUCUCCUGGAGAGGCGUACUGUUCUGCAGCUCCUUCUAGGAACAGGCACCGCUACAGUAAGCCGAAAAGAUAGGUCCAGUGGCAGUGGCAGUGGCAGGAGAAGUGUGGAGAUGGCAGGAGGAUGCUAUGAGAAGACCCCUGGGGCCUCCAUCUGUGACAGCUCCAAUGGCUCCCCUUUGGAUGUAAAGGUCAAAUCAGAGCUCACAGAACAGGUUGGACCAUCCUCUGCAAUGUCUGAGGACUUGAGUGGCAGAAAGAGACUAAGCGUCUAUGAGAAGAGUAGCCUGUCAGAUUCUCAGCAGGACUUUAAAACAGAACCACGGCCUGCAGAGGUCAUAGCAAAAUAUGGCCUCCUCAGCCAGCUGCUUAAACAACAGACUGCUACCUACUAUACCAGUGCUGCUAUGCAGACUGAGUCACAGCCCAGACAGCAGGUUAAAGAGGAACAGGGGGAGUAUCUAAGCCCCAGUCCUAAGAAAAGACGCCUCUGCUCUGAUCAGACUGAUAGGUUUAAUGACAUCAGUUCUCCAAGAGUAGUUGAGAGUGACGACACAAACAUUUUUCCCUCUUCUGCUGUUCAGGUAGAACCUGACCAGCAGCGGAGUUUAAAGGAAGAGGAAGCUCCGCCAAGGACCCCGCCAAGUGAAACCCUCACCAGAGAGAGUCGGGGCUUCAAUGUGCUGAAACAGCUGCUUCUCUCUGACAACUGCCUGAAGGAGCUGUCCCAGCAUCCCCGGGGGGCGCCCAGUCCUUCCGUUUUGCAGGCCAAUGGCAAGGCCAACGGCAGCAUUCUCAAUCAGCCUGCCCACAAUCACAGCUUCCUUCACCUGCCCAGCUGGAACCCACAUGGUCCCCUAAACUCAGGGCUUCCGAGCAAUCUUAGACCACUGCCCACCCCUCCUGGAAGUGACAGCCCUAUCCGCUCGCCCUGGAGCCGCCAGCCAGCUCCAUGGCCUGUCACUCAAAAACGGGACCCCCCUACUCUAGUCAAACAGGAGCCGGAGAGCCCUGUGCGGUGGAGUAGUCAGGACAAUGAGGAAGAGGAGCAGGGUUGUGACUCAAACCCAGACUCUCCAAGGCUCUCACGGUCUAACCCCAUCCUGUAUUACAUGUUGCAGAAGGGGAGCAUUCAAAUGAGAAAGGAGGUGAGAGAUCAGGCAGAGGGAACCAAGUCUUUGGUCAGAGUUAAAGAAGAGCCAAUCAGUGACAUGCAUGCCUAUGAACGCAGUCUGAGCUCCACCCCACAAUCACCAACCCACAAUGACAAGCACAGCCAUGAAAGCCAAGGGCUGAGCCAAUCGUCUGAGUAGAAGUUGUAUCAACUACAGAAAAAUACAAAGUGGAAUCAAAUUCAUUGACUCUUUUUUCAUUUUUUAAUGACUUGCCAAAUUGGUUUGAUGAGACAAAGAAAGACUGGAUUUUUUGUGUGGAUUAGAGCAAGUUAAAGUUCAAGUACACAUUUGCAUUGCUUUAUCAAUUUUAAAUCAUGAGGUCAUGGAAUGGUACAAAACAGGUCUAUCUUACAUAAAUGUCUAAUUAAUACAACCAAAAUGACACAACCGUCACAAAUAUACCCUUUCCUAUCUGUGAUUGUCAGGCAUUACAUUACAUAUUUCUUUUCUUUUCUUUUUUUUUUUUUAAAUUUGUUCUUGUUUUUUUACACUUACUAUAUGUAUGUGAAUUACACACAUAUCAAUUAUUCCAUGUCCUCUUUGUUGCUUGCUAUAAAACAUUUAGAAAGAACAUUUCAAGCGACAUUUAUUAUUGAUGACUCCAAAAAUGUUAGUCCUCAGUUCAGUGGACAUUUAUUUAUUUUCUCCAUCAGGACAUUUUCAGAUAGACAGAGUCCCAUCAAUUUUAGAUAAGAUUCCAAAUAAAGUCAUUCUAGGGCAGUCACAGUGGUCUAUUACAACAAUGUACAUGAUAAAUUCAUUCAAAGGAGGACCUUGAAAACAGCAUUCACACUGCAGUAGCUUCAGUGAGGAUCCUACCAUGAUAAAUGCUUUGUCUUGCUUUACCUCAAGAUUCAUAUUGUGGUGUGGUUACCAGUGGAGAAAGAAUAUAUCAGGAGAGGUUUGAAUGGUCACAACUCAUUGUGUUUUGCUUUCAUUUGAAAUGAACAUUUAAGGCCAGUAUCCAACAGUGCAAAUUCAGGGUAAUUCAGGGUGUUUGCAGAUUCUGCAGUUUUGAACAGAUGGGUCAACAGAGUGUGUAUGCUGCUUACAGCUGAGCAACUGUGUGUAAACAGGUUUCUGGAGCAACAGUUUAAGGCUGCAGUGUCUGAGAAACUUAUCUUGCCGUACUGGGUAAACCCACACCACUAUUCUUCAUACACACAAUUACUCUGAGCGUGAAGCACACGGCUUUUUCUUUUCAUUUCAUUAUAAAAGGGAGUACCCAGGGUUUGCACUCGAAACUGAGUCCUUGAUGUCCCUUUCAGAAUAAUUUAAUGGCAUGUAAUAAAAAAAAUAUCAGUAUUGUUAUUUGUUGAGAAUUUGACAGUUUGUGAUUUUUUUCUUUAUUUCUUAACUGUUGUGGUUUAUGGACAUCAUUUAUUUUUGUGGAAGUCUCUUAACUCAUAAAACGUCAAAAGAAUUGCAUGAUAAUAAAGAGAACACCACAGGUACAUUAUUUUUUAUUUUAUUUUAUUUUUUUUUUUUUUCAAAGCAGCUGGAUAUGUGUACCUGCCCCCCAAUAAUCACCAAGACGUUUUGGUGUCUUGAGGGAUAUCUGGUAUCUAGCUCCUUGGUUUUGAUUGUACUGUAUUCUUUUCGGCUGAUUUCACACACUGCAUUAUCCAUCUAGUCUUGUGAUCUUUUUAAUACAUAUACCUAUGAAGUACGUCUCUUCAAUUAUUAAUACAUUUUCACAAUGGUUAAAUAUAUUUGUGUAAAUAGUACUUUCAGUAUGAAAGAUGACUAUUUUGUAAUGUUUAAGAAAAGAUAUUACCCUAGUUUUUAAUGCCCUGAUAUGUAAAUAUGAAUUAUAUGCGUACAAGUGUACAUACAAAGGCAGAGGAUGCUAUGCCCAUCUUUUUUUGGUUGGUAUGUUCUUUGCAUGUGUCUCUAUGUGGUAAAUGAUAAUCUAUCCUGCGCUGUGUUGUGUAAUAAUGUCUGACUCUCCUCACUGCUGCCUGUUGCAUGCAGACGCAUGGGAACUACCUGUGUAUCCCUACUGGUGAUGGGGGAAAAUGUCAAGUCUUAAAAUAGGUCUUUUUUUUAUCACAGAGAGAGAGGUUGGUUUCAAACGUGAACAGUCCCUAAAUAACCGCAGACUGUUAAACAAGUUGAUAAAAAAAAAUGUGUGAAAAAUAAACGUGCAUUGAAUAUUUUUGUGAUUUACUUUUCUGUUACUGGUUAACAAAGCUCUGUGAAAGAGUCGGGGGCUAUAGUGGGGGAUUGACGUACAAUCAUAGAUCUGCAUUGUGCAUCUAAGAAAUACAUUUGUAGCAGCAAAUAUAUAUAUAUAAAAAAAGAGAUGUUUCAUUUUUUUCAUGUGAAGACCUGAGACAUUAUGUCAUUUUUUAUGUUUUCAUUUUUGGUGUUCAUUUGCACUGAUAUCUCAAAAAUAAAGUACUAAAAUGCA
This is a messenger RNA of Mugil cephalus (flathead mullet), 11844 nucleotides long. It is a transcript of the gene nrip1b, whose product is annotated as nuclear receptor interacting protein 1b. Gene Ontology annotation, molecular function: transcription coregulator activity; signaling receptor binding. The transcript is spliced from 2 exons. Bases 5940 to 9569 code for a protein of 1209 amino acids. Gene Ontology annotation, biological process: regulation of transcription by RNA polymerase II. Gene Ontology annotation, cellular component: nucleus. NCBI's taxonomy places the organism in Eukaryota, Metazoa, Chordata, Actinopteri, Mugiliformes, Mugilidae. The record is from RefSeq and is a predicted model, not a curated record.